GAGGACGAGGCGGCGCAUGUGUUCUGGUGCGAUACCAGCGCCGGCACUGAGCGGCUGGUGCGCCUGGCGCGCCCCCAGAAGCUCAACCACUUCCCUGGCAUGCUGGAGAUCGCCCGCAAGAAGGGGCUGGCCCGCAACCUAGCCCACAUGCGGGCGCUCUUCCCAGAUCAAUUCGACUUCACCCCUCGCACCUUCCUGCUGCCAGAGCACGGUGGCAGCAGCAGCAGCACCCUCGGCGGCAGCCGGCGCGCCACCUUCAUCUUGAAGCUCGACAACGGCAGCAUGGGGCGCGGCAUCCGCUUGGUGCAGGUGGCCCAGGCGCUGCCCAGCUUUGAGCACGGCAACCUGGUCGCCAGCGAGUACCUGGAUGCGCCGCUGCUGAUAGGCGGGCGCAAGUUCGACCUGCGCAUUUAUGCACUUGUCAGGUGCUGCAACCCACUGCGCAUCUUCCUGUACCGCGACGGCCUGGUGCGCUUCUGCACCGAGGCGUACCAGCCGCCCUGCGCCGCCAACCUGGACCGAGCCUGCAUGCACCUCUCGAACUACGCCGUCAACAAGCACAGCCCCGCCUUUGUCGAUGCGGGGGAGGCUGGAGACGGCAGCAAGUGGUGCCUGGCGGCGUUUGCGGAGCACGUGGCGCGGGAGGGGCACGACUUUGGGGCGCUGUGGGGCCGCAUCCAGCGAAUCGUCUCCAAGACGCUGAUCUCCUGCCAGCCCAUGCUGCGGUACCACUAUAAGUGUGCCACCCGCCCUGCCGACGACGGCCUGUCCUGCUUUGAGCUGCUGGGCCUGGAUGUGCUGGUGGACGCAGAGCUGCGCCCCUGGCUGCUGGAGGUCAACCACUCCCCCUCCCUCACAACCGAUACCCCGCUGGAUCUGGAGCUCAAGUCGCGGCUUGUG
This is a messenger RNA of Chlorella variabilis, 900 nucleotides long. RefSeq lists its product as hypothetical. Lineage: Eukaryota; Viridiplantae; Chlorophyta; Trebouxiophyceae; Chlorellales; Chlorellaceae. The record is from RefSeq and is a predicted model, not a curated record. The annotation marks the transcript as partial. Gene Ontology annotation, cellular component: cilium. Gene Ontology annotation, molecular function: tubulin binding; tubulin-glutamic acid ligase activity. The transcript is spliced from 8 exons. Gene Ontology annotation, biological process: protein polyglutamylation; microtubule cytoskeleton organization.